This is a messenger RNA of Motacilla alba alba, 1875 nucleotides long. RefSeq names its product general transcription factor IIE subunit 2 (gene GTF2E2). Lineage: Eukaryota; Metazoa; Chordata; Aves; Passeriformes; Motacillidae. The coding region runs from base 260 to 1135 and encodes 291 amino acids. The record is from RefSeq and is a predicted model, not a curated record. The transcript has 8 exons. Gene Ontology annotation, biological process: transcription initiation at RNA polymerase II promoter. Gene Ontology annotation, cellular component: transcription factor TFIIE complex.
CGCCCUGAGGGGACGGGGGCACCCCCGGCAUCGCCACCGGGACGGGAGCGGAGAGCGGCGCACGGGAGCGGCCGCCCCGCUCCGUGCGCGGGGAUAGGGGCGGCGAGGCGCCGGCAUCCCCCGGCCGGUGGUUUCCGGUCGCCCGCCCGCCGCGCUGCCACUUUGUUCCGUCCUGCUGGUGGCCGUGAGGUGCCUCGUCAAGCCGGUGCAGGGCUCUCCUGUCCCUGUUCGGCAUUCCCCUUCACGCUCCUUAAGAAUCAUGGACCCCAGCUUGCUGAGGGAGCGGGAGCUGUUCAAAAAGCGAGCCCUCUCCACGCCGGCCGUAGAGAAGCGCCCAGCGCUCUCCUCCGACUCCUCUGCUUCCAAGAAGAAGAAGGCCAAGGUAGAACAAGGGGGCUCCUCCAGCUCCAAGCAAACCACAGAUCACAGCAAUGGAUCAUUUAACUUGAAAGCCCUUUCAGGAGGCUCCGGCUACAAGUUUGGAGUCCUUGCUAAAAUAGUGAAUUAUAUGAAGACGCGGCACCAGCGUGGUGACACACAUCCAUUGACCCUGGAGGAGAUAUUGGAUGAAACACAGCAUUUGGAUAUUGGACUCAAGCAGAAGCAAUGGUUAAUGAGCGAGGCUCUAGUCAACAACCCGAAAAUAGAAGUUGUGGAUGGGAAGUAUGCCUUCAAACCCAAGUACAACUUGAAAGACAAAAAGGCUCUGCUCAGGCUCUUGGACAAACACGACCAGCGAGGGCUGGGAGGAAUCCUUCUGGAAGACAUUGAGGAAGGGCUGCCCAAUGCACAGAAAGCCAUAAAGGCUUUAGGGGACCAGAUCAUCUUUGUUAAUCGCCCUGAUAAGAAGAAAAUUCUUUUCUACAAUGACAAGAGCUGUCACUUUGCUGUGGAUGAAGAAUUCCAGAAGCUGUGGAGGAGCAUUCCUGUGGAUUCUAUGGAUGAGGAGAAGAUAGAAGAGUAUCUGAAACGACAGGGUAUUUCUUCCAUGCAAGAAACCGGACCAAAGAAAAUAGCUCCCAUUCAGAGGAGGAAGAAACCUGCUUCUCAGAAGAAACGCCGGUUUAAGACUCACAAUGACCACUUGGUUGGAGUAUUAAAGGAUUACUCUGAUGUGGUUCCUGGCAAGCAGUGAGCGGUUGAAUUCUGGAGCAAACGCGCGUUUCUAGACGGGCUUUCUGCUGCUGGGGCUCGGUGUCUGCUCACACAAGGACUGACUGUAUAUAAUAAUGUGAUGUGUUUCCCCCACCCCAGCAAGUGCCAGAGGUGAAACAGGUCAGUUUAAGAGCAAGUAUGAGCUACUAAAUUUAGAGGUUAAUUUAAUUAGCUAAUGGGAAACGUGUCUUUGAGUAAGAGGUUCUCACUAGUUGCCUGUUGGCAUAGGGUGAUAAAUGGUGCUCAGCAUGUAAUGCAGGAAUUCCUGCUCAGUGCUUAACUCUGCUUUUACAGUGCUUAAUGGGUAUUUACCUGGAAUUACUUACAAGGGGCUUUCUAGUGGGAUUGAAUACAGCAUUUGUUCUACCUGUUUCAGGAAAACCUUUUCCUAGAAUCACUGCAGGCAAAGUUUCUUUCACAGUCAAAUACACCCACGGUUUGUAUACUUCUUCCUUGCGGGACUGAGCUUUACUGAAAGGUGGUGAUAUCUGAGACUCAAACUCAGAAAACCCCCCCUCCUGAAAUCCCAGCAGGCUGUGGGAUGGGAUGCAGCCAGAGCUUCCUAAUGGUACUUAGGAAUUGCCCUCGGCGGUGUCUCCUCGCUGUUGUGGGUACAAGUUGCACCUUCUGCUCCUUGCACAGGAGGGAAAUAAAACGACAGUGUAAUACUGAAGUGGUUUUUUUUUCUUUUAAGUAAUAAAUUUACAAUGCAGGUUUCCA